Molecule: messenger RNA, 5314 nt
Organism: Anopheles gambiae (African malaria mosquito)
Lineage: Eukaryota; Metazoa; Arthropoda; Insecta; Diptera; Culicidae
Product: cytosolic carboxypeptidase 2
Exons: 16
Coding region: 576-4547 (1323 amino acids)
Biological process (GO): proteolysis
Molecular function (GO): metallocarboxypeptidase activity; zinc ion binding
Source: RefSeq, a predicted model, not a curated record
AAGCGGUGGGAUGGUAACGGUUGGCGGCGGGUCUUCGUCAGUCAGUGGCAUCCAGUGGCAAAGCAACACACCGCGUUACCGCAACAGGACACAGCACCAGGGACCAGGCACUGCUCUGGCACGCUGGCAGUACCACGGUAGCCAUCCCAGCGUGCGGAGACGUCACAACGGUCCGCAACGUUUGCAUCUGGAUCGGUGCUCUCGGUGCUGGUGCGUGUGCGUACUUCCCUUCACCGCACGUGGGUUGUCACACUGUGAUAGCGGUGCGACUAACAUCUUCAGAACGCGUGAGUGUGUGAGUGAGAGAGUGUCUGGUGUGUCCAGUAGUGUCCUCGUGUCCAGUAGGUCUCCGAUCAACCACAGCAACCUCACCAGCGCCAACAUCAGCGAGUCAAACGAAGCGAUAUUGAUGUGCCCGGGCGCACCAGAGAUGGCUAAGAGGUGCCACCGCGUGGACUGCAGUGUCUCCAGCCGGCCGUAGGUAGAGUGCCGACCAGAUAAAGAGAUCUCCCGAACAUCCCAACCAUCCUGCAACAUCCUGCCGUUUAGCUGCAACACCUCUCCCGAGAAGCACGAUGAUGGACGCACCCUUGAACCUCAACGAAGCCGGCUACUUGGGCAGCUUUCUGUCGAACAGCCUCAAAACGCAUCAGCUCGAGGUGAACACCGACUCGAAAACGCUACGCCCGAUCGCACGCCUGAAGGAGCCGCGGGAACUGUUCGCACUGCCGAAGGAACGAGACUAUGAUUGCCCCCAGCAGGCCCCCCGAUGGCCCAUCGAGUGUCAGGUGCUUGAGGAGCGCGUGUAUCACCUGGACGACGCACCGGAAACGCCGGAACCGUACUACCAGCCGACCGGCAAGGAGCUGCAACCGCGCCCGGUAGGCGAAGAGAAUGGCAUCAUCGUGUACAACUACAACCCGACUAGUGCCGUGCACUACUUGCCGGUGGAUGACGAGGUAACGCAGCCCGAGCCCGAACCCGUACCGUGCCCGGGGAAGGGUGGCGGGUCGGUGCUUCGGCAGCUUCGGCAGCUUCGCCGGCGGCUCCAGCGCACCCUGCUGCAGUGGGAGGCGAGCGAGUACGUCGACCGGGACUACUCGUACGAGGAGAUGAACGAUGCGGGCGAGAUUCUGCCGUACGACGAGGAGAACCAGAUCGUCCAUCAGGUGGUGGAGGAGUCACCGACACCCGAUCGGGAGCUUGUCGCCAUGCAUUUGCGCAAACGGGCGUCGGCUGGCGGCGCAUCGAGCGAAGGGAAUGUCCAGAGGCAGGUCGACAGUAGCACAGUGUGUGACAGGGAGGCAGUGAGCAGCAGUCCCGACAGUGAUCGUGACGGUUGCCAACCACUCAGACACGUGGAUAGUACCAGCAGCACCAACAACGACAACAACAACAACAACAACAACAACAGUGACGAGUCGGAUGACUCCGACGGCGAACAGACGGGGUCGUCGCCUGCGGUACCGGCUAGCAUGACCAAGACCACCACUAAUCGUACACCCGAUCUCUGUCCGCAGUUUAGCCGCUCGACGGUCGGCGGCUCGAAGGCCCAGCCGGCCGCCCAUCCGACGCCGCUCGAUCCGGACGAUCUCGUGUUCGAGUCCCGGUUCGAGAGCGGCAAUCUCGGGCGCGCGAUCAAGAUCACGCCGACCUACUACGAGCUCUACCUGCGGCCGGACAUGUACACCAACCGGCACACGCAGUGGUUCUACUUUCAGGUGAAGAACACCAAGGCGAAGGUAGUGUACAGAUUCUCCAUCAUCAAUCUAACGAAACCGGACAGCCUCUACAAGGAGGGCAUGCGGCCGCUGAUGUACUCGACGAUGGAUGCGGAAUGCAAUCAGGUCGGCUGGAGACGGUGCGGCGACAACAUUGCCUACUUCCGAAACGAGGACAACAGCAAUGGAUACAAUUACAGCCACUACCAUCACCGGCCGGCCGAUGACGACGAGGACGAGUACAUCGGCACCAGUUCGUUCACGCUGUCGUUCAACAUCGAGUUCAAGUACGACGGCGAUACGGUCUACUUCGCCCACAGCUACCCGUACACCUACUCCGACCUGCAGGACUAUCUGAUGUGCAUCCAGCGCAACCCGGUCAAAUCGAAGUUCUGCAAGCUGCGGCUGCUCUGCCGGUCGCUCGCCGGCAACAACGUCUACUAUCUCACCGUCACCGCGCCGACCACGCACGAAGACGACAAUCAAAAGAAAAAGAAAGCAGUCAUUAUCACCGCACGUGUUCAUCCGGGUGAGAGCCCGUCCUCCUGGAUGAUGAAGGGUCUGAUGGACUUCAUUACCGGCGAUUCGUACGUGGCAAAGAAGCUACGGCAUAAGUUCAUCUUCAAGCUGGUACCGAUGCUCAACCCGGACGGCGUCAUCGUGGGCAAUACCCGCAGCUCGCUGACGGGGCGCGAUCUCAAUCGCCAGUAUCGCACGGUGAUACGCGAAACCUAUCCCUCGAUCUGGAACACGAAGGCAAUGAUAAGAAGACUGAUGGAGGAUUGCGGAGUCGCGAUGUACUGCGAUAUGCAUGCGCACUCGCGCAAACACAACGUGUUCAUUUAUGGGUGCGAGAACCUCAAGCGGCACCCGGACCGACGCCUGCUGGAGCAAGUCUUCCCGCUGAUGCUGCACAAGAAUGUGGCAGACAAGUUUUCGUUCGAGAACUGCAAGUUUAAGGUGCAGAAGAACAAGGAAGGCACCGGCCGGAUCGUCGUGUGGGUGCUGGGCGUCACCAAUAGCUACACGCUUGAAGCGUCCUUCGGUGGCAGCACGAUGGGAGGCCGCGCCGGUACCCACUUUUCCACUGCGGAUUACGAGCACAUCGGACGGGCGUACUGCGAGACGCUGAUGGACUAUUACGACGAUAAUCCAAUCAAAGAAAAGCUGCGCAUGAAAAUUCUCACUCGCCUGUCGAAGGAAGGCUCGAGCGCGGAGGAGCCGCUCAACAUACCGCUGUCGGACUACUCGAGCGACGAGGGCGACACGAGCAGCAGCAGCUCGGAGGACGAAGGGAAGGACAGCAUGGCCGAGCUGGAGGGUCCGUGCUGUUCCACGCUGAAGGUGCCCCCGUCCUCGCCGGUGCUGCCGCAGAAGCUUAAGGGCAACAAGAAGAGCAAGAAACAGUCCGUCCCGCUGGCCCGACCGCCGACCUACCGGCGCAAAUCGCACAGCGUGCAGCGGAUCGUGCUGGACAUCCCCACCACCGAGCCGGCGAGCGACUUCUUCGAGUACACGUCCGAGGACGAGCUGCUGCUGCCGCCGGCGGCCGCCUCCGACACCGAGAACACGGUCAAGCGCACGUUCCGGCGGCGCAACCGGCCCCGCCGGACCGACAACAUACGCAAGCUGACGCUGCUCGGCUGCGAAACGCAAUACCUCAUGCCGCCGGAGCUGAUCGUGCGGUCGGCGGCGAACCGGUACCAGUCGGAGGACGAGGACGAGCAGAGCAAGAUGGUGAUGAGCAUCAUCAAGGAGUUUCCGCCGGUGCUCGGGAAGGAGCGGGUCUGGCAGCGAUCGAGCGGCAGCGAACGAACGGUGGAGGUGAUGAAAUCGGCCAGCCCGGACCACUGCCAGGUGCGGUUCUCGCUCAAGCGCUCCAUCUGGACCGGCACGCACUCGGACGGGUACGUGAACGAUUGCUACAACCCGCGCCCGAUCUCGUGGGGCGCACCGCCCACCCUCGUCAAAUCGACCCACUACGACAAUGAGGCGCUCCUCACCGCCUGCUCGCAGAAGCUGGCCGCCUGGAAGGACGAAAAGCGCAGCAUGAAGGAGAAACACCACAAGAGCCUGCUGAAGCACCACUCGCACGUGCUGGGCGCGCACAAGGACAAGGAAAACCGGAGCGUCCGGGUGAAGAUCACGGUCGGGUCGGAGCAGUACGCGACGGCGGCGGCGGCGGCGGCGGCGGCCGCCGCUAACGGCACCGCCGGCGGCAAGCACAAGCUGCCCGGCGACAAGAAAGCAUCCGACCAAACGCCGGACGGUGGGCCGGCGGGCGGUGGCGGAGGAGGCAGCAGCAUAUCGCGCGUCAAGCGAAAAACGCGCUCGACGCUGAGCAAGAUUGUGGAGAAGGCGGAAAUCAUCACGCACCUGUCGCGGUCGGCCCGGGUCGGGCAGUCGCGCCGGCUGCUCACCACCAGCAGCUCUCUCUCGACGGCCGGCUCGCCCCGCAAGGCGCUGCUGAGCGUCCCGUCGACGGCCGGCCCGCUGUCCGCCGGGCCCAACGGCACCGGGAACGGGGGCGCCCCGGACCGCCCCAAUGGCGUCCCGUCCCCUGGCGUCAAGCCGGGCAGCAAGUUCCGGACGGGCGGGAUCGUUGUCACCGCCGCCCAGCCACUGCCCAAGAUGCGCAAAGCGUACGCCGGCCCGCGGGGCAAAAGUACGGCCUCGCCGAUCAAGCUGCCGACGACCAGCAUCGACAUCCAGCUGACCACCCUCUGCUCCGAGACGGAGUCCGAGCGGAACGUGAAGGUGAUUACGGGCAAGAAGCACAAGAAGAAGCGCACCGCCAAGGAGAAAAAGGAUAAGCUGCCCUGCUAGGGGCUGGUUCAUUGCACUCCCCCCCUCAAGUGUGUGUGUGUGUGUUUGUGUGUGAGUAUGCGUGCGUGUGUUUGUGUACAUAGCGUUGUAUUUCAAGCGUUUCUUUGACGCGUUCAGGCGUGCUCCGUUCCCUUUGCCCGGAGCGCGAACGGAAGUUCAGUUUUGUAAGCUAAGCAGCAGCGGGGUGGUGGGGAAGGUGGAGGGCACACGCAAGCCGUACCAAGAUAAGCGAAAUGAUUUAUAAACCAUUCUCAAGAACGACACACGUAGUGAUGAAAUAAAGCUGAAAUAAAACAAACAUACAGCAAUGAUGGGGAAAGCAUUAGGGGGAGGCAAGGGGGUACUUUUUUCGCGACACAGCUUCUCCACUUCUCUCUCUCUCUCUUUCUCGCUCUCUUGGUGGUUGUGUUGGAUGGUUUACAUUACGUAAAACUUACCCACGCGUCAGGAAAGGCCGCUGGCAGGCGGAUGGGACAGGUGGCGGUCCGGACGAGCAACAGGAGCGGCUUGAGGACGGUGCGGGCGAUUGAUUGUGGCUACCCGUGGCGGAGGGGGGCUCCGGAUUUUCUUUCGGUUUUCCUGCCAAAGGCACACACACACGCACACACGCAAACGCACACACAACACACACAGCGACUUGCUACGCGCGCAAUCCAACGGAACAACACGGCCGUGUGCCUUACCGUUCGGUUACAUCAAGCAUCAUACAUUGAGGGGCAAGAAAAUGGGAAUGAAAAAAAAGAGAAGAAACGGCUGGCGAAAAACAA